GAACUGGUCGUGCACGGCUUCGGGCAUCGCAGUCUGUCCAACGUUUGCUGGGCCAUCGCGAAGCUUAGUGGAGAGACCCCACUGUUUGAAGCCCAAACAGUCCCCUUGGCCUCAGCCGCAGCCGGGCUGACUUCGCAGAUGAAUUCCCAGGGCCUGUCGAAUACGUGCUGGGCUUUGGCAGUCCUCAGGCUGUCGUUGCAAGGAGGGGACAGGCUUGUUUCGGGCAGUUUCUGGCGGGCGGCCGCUGCGGCCAUACAGAGCUUAGACACUGCAGAGCCCCGGCAUUUGGCAACCCUGCUGUGGGCAAUGGCAACGUCGCAAGUGGAGGACAGAUUUCCCAUGGCGGGUGAUGCGGUGGAAGCGAUUGUGCGACAGGCCAGCAUCAUGUACAAAGAAAUCUCGCCACAGAACUUGGCAAUAUGCGCCUGGAGCUUUGCAAGGCUGGCAGAGGCCCCCGAUCCGCUUCUGACGCUGCUCUCUACGGCAGCGCUGGAGCGUGGACUCGAAGGUUUUGAGCCGCAGGAGAUUUCCACAGCUGCUUGGGCUUUUGCGCGCAUCGCCGAGGUGUCCGAGAAAGAGAGCUAUGAAGACUUCCGUCUGCGACUGGUGAUGGCAGGGUGCACCAGGCUUUCGGAGUUCACCCAGCAGGGGCUGGCAAAUCUGGCCUUCGCUUUGUCUGCGUCGAUGGCUCCGCCCCGGCCGCGAGGCAAGCAGCGACGGCACGGUGGCGCAGAGUGA
This is a messenger RNA of Symbiodinium necroappetens, 738 nucleotides long. The record is from the annotation of a GenBank genome assembly. Lineage: Eukaryota; Dinophyceae; Suessiales; Symbiodiniaceae.